CUUUUUGCAGGAGAAGAAAACGCAACACUGGGUUUUGCCGGGAAGGGAGAUAACUCAUAUGAGUAUAAACAAAAAUGGCAGAUCAUGUACACAAACUUUUUAUCAGUUUAUGUUUACUUGUGAUAUACAAACAAUUUUGUGUUGACAGUUUAAGAUAUGGACUUAAAGCAAACACUCUUCACAUUCCAGUGCAGAAAUUGGAAAAUCAGUUUGGUGAAAGGACCAGAAUUAUUGAAGCUGAUCUUUCAAAAAUUUUGACUAAAAAAGAGAGUUCAACAUGGAACCAUCGUUUAUUUCGUCGGUCAACAACUAAGCAUACAAUUGCAGCAAAUUUCAGUACAGUUACACAACUAAAUGACAGCCACACACAGAUGAUAGUGCAUUGGGCAGGCCUUGGAAGUGAUGUCAUAAUUGCCCUGUCACGUGAUCCUCGAAGCAAUUCAAAAAGUAGUAGUAACUUAUUUGUAUCAAAUGAUUACGGGAAAAGCUUUGUAAACGUGACGGGAAAUUUAGUAAUACCAACUGGAGAGAAAGUUAUCAUAGAUCAUUAUUUCAACAGUAAAACCCUAAAUUCACACUACAUAUUUACAGAUAUAAUCAACAAUUAUACAUUCACAACAAAAGAUUAUGGGAAAACCUUCAGAACAUUGUCUGUUCCCUUCAGACCUAAGACAAUACAGAUACACCCCUCUAAUCCUAAUGUUGUCCUGGGAAUGGAUGAAGAAGAACCUAGAAAAAGGCUGUAUGUGUCAUCAAAUUUUGGCUAUAACUGGAGGAUGAUGCAGGAAGGAGUCAAAGCUUUCCAUUGGGGUAAUAAAGAGUAUGACAAACCAAAUGAUAUCUAUGUUGAGAGAGUACAGAUGGAUGGAGGAAGCUCAAUAGUUAAAAGUUCUGACUUCUUCGUCCAAGAUGCUAAGCCUUUGAUGAUGGAUGUUGAAGAUUUCCAGAUAAUAGGACAAUAUAUGUUUGCUGUAAAAAAAGUUAGAUUAUUAGGAGGUAGUGGGAAUACUCUACAGUUAUGGGUAUCCUACAAAAGAGGGAAGUUUGUGAAUGCACAGUUUGGAAACAGAUAUUCAAGGCUGGAUUAUUUUGUUGCUGAUGCCACUGAGGACCAAGUGUUUUUGUGUGUGCAACACAACCAGACCAGUACCAACCUGUAUAUCUCUGAUGUAACAGGCUCUCAAUAUUCAUUAUCCUUGGAAAAUAUCAUUUACUAUAACCCUAAAGGAGCAAACAAGGGUUCUUGGCUCAGAUAUUUUGCUAAAGACCCAUUUGUUGAUUUGACUAAGGUUUCCGCCUUGAGAGGAGUUUAUAUUGCUAACAUUCAGACUAAUACCUCUGUACUUACUAUCGAGGGUCAAAAGUCAUUGAUAACCUUUGAUAAAGGUGGAACUUGGGUACCACUGACAGCACCAUUAGAAGAUUCUCAAGGUCAUCCUUCUAAUUGUUCAAAGCAAAAUAAAAACAAAAAGAUGUACAAGUUUCAGAACUGUUCACUCCAUCUGACUCAGGAAUUCAGUCGACUAUAUCCAGGAAGUCGUGCCUCUAACAUCAUGUCCAAGACAUCUGCUCCAGGCCUUGUCGUUGGUAUGGGGGUUAUUGGUACUAACCUCAAACAUGAUCCUGAUAUGUUUUUAUCUUCCAAUGCUGGAUACACUUGGCGACAGGUUUUAGAAGGUAACCAGUAUUAUGCUAUGGGUGAUCAUGGAGGACUCAUCAUAUCUGUUCCACAGUUCAGAACCACAGACGAGUUGUUUUACUCUUGGAAUGAAGGAGAAACGUGGGUAACCUAUAAGUUCCACACAGAGAAGAUUCGUGUGUAUGGUAUCCUCACAGAACCUGGAGAGAUGACAUCUGUCUUCACAUUAUUUGGUUCACAUCUAGAGAGACAUCGCUGGCUCAUCAUACAGAUAGACUUACGUACAAUAUUCCCCUUUCAAUGUAAAGAAGACGAUUACAAGAUGUGGUCUUUCCCUGAUCAGAAGCCAUAUUUUGGUUGCAUUCUGGGUAAAAAGACAGUUUAUGAAAGACGUAUAUCUCAUGCAGAUUGUUAUAAUGGACGAGAUUAUGACAGAGAAGUGGUAGAAAAGAAUUGUUCCUGUUCCAGAGAAGAUUAUGAAUGUGAUGUUGGCUUUGCAUUAACUGAGAGUUCAUGGGGUAUAACUGAAACUUGUGAAGAAGAUCGUAACAGUACCAUAGAUCUUCACCAUCCUCCUGUUCCCUGCCCUGAAGGAACUUUUUAUCCUUACAGUAGAGGAUACCGUAAGAUCUCUGGUGAUACCUGUCAUGGUGGACUAGAGUAUAGAUACGAUCCCUACAUGCUGUCAUGUCCUGUAGCAGAAUCAAAAGAAUUCCUGUUGUAUUCAUCCCGACACUUUAUAAAGAGAUAUGUUUUUGGACAAGACAGAGAUGAAAAUAUUAUGGAUGUAAACAAAAUUGGUUUAAGAGGCAACAUCUAUGCUAUAGCCUUUAAUUACGGAGAAAAUAUUGUUUACUGGUCAGAGGGACAACCUAAUAAAAUCAUGAAAAUGAGCUUAAGUGGUACUGGUAACAUGUCUAUAGUUGCUAGUGGGCGUGGCAUGUCAACAGUAGAGGCCUUGCAAUUUGAUUGGACUGGUGGCAAUCUGUACUGGAUUGAUUCAGUAAAUAAAUCAAUUGAAGUGGCAAGGAAGAAUGGACAGUUUAGACGAAGACUUGUAGAUCACACACAUCUUGACAGACCAAGAGGUCUAGUUCUUGACCCACAUUUUGGCUGGAUGUAUUGGACAGAUUGGUCUCGAGAAAAUCCAAGGAUCAUGAAGGCUUCAAUGGAUGGAAACAAAACUACAAUAAAGGCCAUCGUUACUGGCACAUCCAAUGUUUUUUGGCCAAAUGGUAUUACUAUAGAUCACAGAGAGAUGAAGAUUUACUGGACUGAUGCCCAUCUCGACAGAAUUUCAUCGGCUAACUUGGAUGGCAGUGAAAUUAAAUGGUUGGUUCAUGGGACUUCUUUAGUACCACACCCAUAUGCCAUUGGUAUUUAUAAAGACAAGAUAUACUGGAGUGAUUGGUUGAAAAAAGCCAUAUAUUCUGCUAACAAGCUGACUGGACGUGGUAUUAUGGCAGUCAAGGUUGAUAUUGACGAUGUGAUGGACCUAAAAAUAUUAGAUUAUUUGUCACAGCAUGAUUCAACUGCAUGCAGUAAAUCAAAUGGUGGGUGUUCACAGUUAUGUCUGCCAAAGCCAGGACUGAAAAAUGCUAAUAAUAGGACAUGUAAAUGUGACGAGCUGAUGCCAAAACUUAUCAUCUCUCCUGACGGAAGUGACGAGAAAUGUACCUGUCCUCCAGGAGAAGAAUUAGAGAAUAGCACCUGCAUACACUCUGAUAAAGGUAAUUGUACAGCUGGAAGGUUCCAGUGCAAAAAUGGAGACUGUAUUCCCUCCACCUGGUUCUGUGACCGUGACAAUGACUGUUCUGAUGGCAGUGAUGAAAUGGAUUGUCCGUAUAAAACUUGUACCGCUGGGAACUUUCAGUGUAGCACUGGCCACUGUAUACCAAUGAAGUGGCAUUGUGAUUUUGAUAAUGAUUGUGGUGACAUGUCUGAUGAAGAUGGCUGUGUUUACAGUAAUUGUACAGCAGAUCAAUUUCAUUGUGAUAAUGGGAGAUGUAUCAACAGUAAUUGGACAUGUGACUUUGAUGAUGACUGUCGAGAUGGGUCAGAUGAAAGGGACUGUCAAAUUACCGAUCCUUGUACUGAUGAUGAGUUUCAUUGUUUGGCACACCAGCCUAAGUGUAUCCCCUGGGCCCAGAGAUGUGAUGGACACAACGAUUGUACAGACAGGUCAGACGAAGCUAACUGUACGUCCACCACCUGUACACCGUACCAGUUCAGAUGUGACGAUGGCCAGUGUAUAUAUGCCACAUGGCAGUGUGACGGGGGUAGAGAUUGCCAUAAUGGUGAAGAUGAAUUGAACUGUAAUGCAACUACAGUUCCACCUACGACAUCAACAACACCAAGAACUCCAGGUUCUCGUUGUCAUUUCUGGCAGUUUGAAUGUAACAAUCGUAAUUGUGUUUGGUGGUCCAAUAGGUGUGAUCAUGUAAAUGAUUGUGGUGAUCAUAGUGACGAACUUAACUGUGGAUUCAGUACUACUGCUUCCCCAUUAUGUGCUAGUUACCAGUUCAGAUGUAAUAGUGGCCAAUGUAUACAGAAAAAUCAAAAGUGUAAUGGUUAUGCUGACUGUUUCGACUCAAGUGAUGAAAUUAACUGUCGUACUUGUCGUGAAUCUCAGUUUCAGUGUAAAGAUAAUUCGUGUAUUGACAUAGGGGCUAUAUGUGAUGAUUACCCCGACUGUGAGGGUGGAGAAGAUGAACUCAAUUGUACAGGGCAUGCAACAUGCUCCAGUCUUCAGUUCAGAUGUUCUAAUGGGGAAUGUAUUGACAACAAGCUUUUAUGUAAUGGAGAAAAUGACUGUAUUGACCACAGCGAUGAACAGGUUGUAGAGUGUUCCUCUGCCUCAGGCAACACAACAGUCUGUGACCCAGUUAAAUACUACCAGUGUAAAUACAGCAGUUCAUGUGUACGUUGGCUGAAUGUAUGUGAUGGGCCAUACAAUUGUCCAAACAAUGAGGAUGAAUACAACUGUGGAAAUCGGUCCUUCGCACCACAGGUUAGAUUGAUACAGGCCUCAGGACAUAACUUGACCAUAAGCUGGGCAGCAGACGCGACAACAAAUCCAUCUACUUAUAUUGUAUCUUAUAUGGAUCUAAGGACUUCAACGUCAACAAAUGUUACAAAAUGUGCAAAUGCGAAUUUUUGUAUCAUAACAGGCUUAAAACCCAUGACCCAAUAUUUUGUCACAGUGUUUGUGGUUAGUAAUAAAAACAUACAGAGACCACAUAGAAUAUCAAGGUUUUCUACAACUGAAGCAGUUCCAGAUCCACCGUCACAUGUUAAAGCCUUUAUAGACAGUGAAGAAACAACAGAUAUUAAUAGUCCUAUCAGUGUUAAUUGGACAGCUCCAAGUAACAGAAGUGGUACAAUACUUGAUUAUAUAAUUUAUUGUCAGGAUACAAAAACAAAAGCAAUAACCAAGAGACCUGUAAUUUUUACCACAGGAUAUAUUACACCAUUAAAUGUUGUAUAUGGACACACAUAUCAUGUUUGGGUGACUGCCGCCACUGUUGUCGGAGAAAGUCUACCAUCUCAUAUUGCUGAUGUUACAUACCACUCAGAUAGAAUAAAAAACCAGGUGACAAACUUUGCCGUUAAAUAUUACAACAUCUCCUGUGUUAGCUUAAGUUGGAGUUUGCUGCCUAUGGAAAAGAAAGUAAAGAAUUAUAUUGUAACAUUUAAAGACAGCUGGGGACAAGACCAGAUUAUUACUAAAGGAGAAAAGGACCAAACUUGUCAAGUUUGUAAUCUAUGUCCGUCAGAGACCUACUUUUUCUCCAUAAGUGCCAGUAACAAUCUUGGUGAAGGACCAACAGCCAGUGCAAUAUACGUUCCAUCUAAAAGAACAUUUUCCUAUCUGCCCUCAUGGGAUGAAGCAAUUUUCCAGUCAUCGGAUAAUGGUGUUUAUAAAAUAAAAUGGAACCCACCACAACAUGUUGAUAAAAACAUGACACUGUCCUAUACACUUUUCUAUGACUACAAUCCACAAGAUAUGGAUGGAGACAACUACGUUACAAAGGCUUUAAGUAAAACUGUUACGGGUCAGGCUUUUACUGUUGUACACAAUCUACGAGCAUGUGAAUCUUAUUCAUUCCUAGUGGCUGUUUCCAAACCUGGACGUUGUCCACCAUCCAGAGAACGAAAAACAAUGCAGACAGGAGAAGAUGAUACUGCCCAACCAGAGAAUAUAGAACCUGUAUUUGACAAGAACAACCCUACAUCAUUAGACAUAUCGUGGAAUGCUGGAUGUUAUGAUCCUAGUGCACCAUUGGGUUAUAUUGUAAACUUGACAGAAGUCAAAACAAGAAGAAGUAGUAUCAAGCAAACACUUCCCACUAAAAACAGUACAGUGUAUUACAGCUUUAAAUCUGGCCUAAUGAGAGGAGCUACUUAUAUACUUAGUAUAAAGAACGAUUUGUCCAAAGCCCGCUGGUCAGAACCACUCACUAUAACAGUGUUGCCUUAUGGAGCACCUGAGGAGUUUAAAGAAAUACUAGAAAAGGAUGACAAGAUUAACCUAUUCUGGAAACCUCCAAGUGGAGCAGUUGGACAUAUUCAGAAAUAUGAGUUAUAUUGGAAGAGACUGGGAUCUGUUAAGGACGACAAUAAAUUUGAAUUCUAUAAAGAUAUUAGUAAAGACCAGCUAUGGUAUGAAGUUGAUACAGACCAAGGAGUUGAAUACUCCUUCAAACUUCGUAUAAUAGAUGACAAUGGCUAUCCAGGAGAAUUUGCAGAGGAGCCUUUCAUAGACGCAAAUGUACCUGAUGCACAGGCCCAGACAGACAUCAAGAUAUCUAGGACCAGGAUGAUUGCCAUCAUUGUUUCUGUGACUGGAGUUGUCAUAACAUUGGUGCUGGUCUUGGGUUUCUUCAUUAUCAGACACAGAAGACUUCAGAGGAGUUUCUUGGCAUUUGCUAACAGUCAUUAUGAUACAAGAUCUGGGACUACAACAUUUGAAAGUAAUGAAUUGGGUGAAGAUGAAGAUUCUCCAAUGAUCCAAGGAUUUUCUGAUGAUGAACCUCUUGUUAUUGCUUGAAACGUUGUUGUUAUGGAAACAUAAAAUCCAUUAUUUGUGUUAACAUAUGCAUCAUAUCAUGAUUUUAUUUUUGCAUAAUACUAAUUGACAUAUUUGUCACUAAAUGUGGUAAAGCUAUUCUGUAUGAAGAUUUAUGACAAUGUAAUAGAUGUUAUGACAAUGUCAAAGAUGUUAUGACAGUGUCAUUGAUGUUAUGACAAUGUAAUAUAUGUAACAAUGACAGUAUCCAUGAUAUAUACUCUGCCUUUUCAUGAUUUAAAUUUAUAAUUUAUUGAUAUAUUGUUAGUGGUUGUGAGUUUAUCAGUCAGUAUAAUAUUUUAUUUAUACAAUGCUGUUGGUCACUGUCAGAAUUUCCAAUCAUAUUUUGUGUGAUAUAAAAAGUUCCACCACAUAAGUACUCUUUUAAUUGGUAAAACCUAAAGGAGAAUUGUAACUAUUUUUGGCCUGAUAUUUUUUCAGGAAGCAUAGAAAUUAAGAAAAAAAACAUUGAAGCAAUCUUGGACCAAAAAUAUUUUUUAUCUGACGUUUAAUGUUAGAUUGUCAAAUAAUUGAAGUUGGUGCAUGAUUUAGUAAUGAAAUAAAGGGAAAUCUUUAUACAGAAUAGCUAAUUAUAUUAUACUAUAAUAUUCCAUUAAUGUAACCAAAGAUCUUUCAAUGUUUGAUUUGUGUUGUAUCUUUGGAUUGUUGGGGGUUAAUACAAGAUCUGAUUAAGAACUAAAUUCUAUAGUUUUCAGUUUCUAUUUCUUUUAAAAUGGGGUGCAUGAGGCAGAUAUUAAAUUGUAUUUUCUCAACUGAUUUCUUUUAGUCUUUUGCUUCAGCAUUUAUUGUCACUUUAGUAAUAGAAUCUCCAGAUUAUUUUAUUUUUUAAAGAAAUUACCCCUUAGUAAUAGAAAUUUUAAAAAAAAUCUCAGACAAAAAUCUCAGUAAGUAUUUAAUUGAAAAUCGUGUCUCUGUUUAUAAGCUGCCCAGAAAUGUAAGCAUACAGUUAUGUGCUAAGCUGGUUACAUUAAUAUCAAUUAUCUGUUUAUUAUUUUCUGUACUAUUGUAUAUUGUGCUUCUAAAUUUGUUAUUUUAUUCCCUAAUUUUAUUGACACAUUUUUGUGGUUUUUGAAUUGUUUUGUAUAUUAUUGAUGAUAAGAUAUUUAUAUACUUUGUUCACACUGAUACUAAUACUUUUUUAAUCUCACUGACAUACUGACAAAUGGAAUCCUCAUAAGUAUACAGCUGAUCAUAUUUUUGUAAAUAUAUAUAUAUUUAUCUUUCAAAAUAAUGAUCUGAACAUGAUAGUAAAGGGACCAAAUAUUUCGAUAGAUGGUUAAGAGCCUCCUCAUGGGGUUUUUGAUUCUGUGUUUACCUCCCCUUUUUAGGUGAUUAUCUGAAUACCAGACCAAAUAUUUUAUAAUUGUUUGAAAAUCUAGGACUGUAUUUUUGAUUAUUUAUCUAUAUCCAAAUUUAUAUUGGCUAAAAAAAUUGUGAUAAUGUGAUCACUUGGACACCCUCAUGAGGAGCUUGUAUUAGGUUUAUACUUACCACAUUAAGUAUGAGCUUUGAACUGGGGACAGGACACUAGAUUGACAAUUUAUUUUUAAAUUGUCAAAAAUAAAUUUUCAAACAGUUUCAUCCAAAAGAUUUGUUGUCUAUCUGUAGCAAUAAUAUAUUUGUGAAUAAUACCAUCUAAUAAAGUGAAGAAAGUCCUAGAUCUGAUGUGUUUAAAUUGACUUUACAUUAAUCCAUUCCAGUGCACAUUAUAUCAUACAGUUAUAUAAAUUCCUUUGACUAUGUGAUUUGUAUUCAAAAUGUAUUUUCCCUAUAGAGCAAUAAUUAUGUUCGUGAGAAUUGCUGACAAUGCAGGUUUUAGAUUUGUUACAGACAUGUACAGCCAAUUUUUGUGUAUGUGACAUAAAUGUGUAUUGCAACAUCUUUCUUCUAAAUUAAAUUUUUUUGUCAUCUGAACUGCUUUUUGUGGAAAUGUUGGAUAUAAGGAACAUUUUAUUUGAUGUAAAUAUUUUAUCUGUAUAUUGAAAGAGUUGUGUAUAUACUGUUAUAUGAAGACUUUAAUUUGUUUUUACAUGUAGAGGUAUACAUUUUUUUUUGUCUUGAAGAAAUUCCAGAAUUGGACUUUAUUUUGUAUAUAUUUGGACACAUUUGAACUUCUUGGAUGAAAUUGUUAAGUGCUGGUAACUCAACAUUAAAAAUAAUAACUGUUGAACAGAUAUUCUCAUGUUUAUCUAAUGCAAAAAAGAAAGAAAGGAGAAAAGAUUAUGCUGUCAAAAAUAAACAAAUAAUUAUUUGAAAAUAAUAAUAACUCCACACACGUUCUUUUGUGUUAGAUCUGAUUGACACAUUUUUGGUAUUUUUUUCAAAUUAUAAUUCUAUUUAAGUGGAAAAGCUUUAAUGGUCUUAGUGGAAGUUUUGUUAUGAAAUUUGUCGUUGUUAUUCUGCAGUUGGUUGUGAAUACUCCAUAACUAUUUAUCAAUAUAACAGCUAUAAAUAGAAAUAUUGUAAAAAAAAAUGUAUGAUCAACAUAAUCAGAAAUUGUACACCUUAGUGAAAUGAUUCAAAUGAACCUACAACUGAUUAUUUGAAAAAAAUAUUCACAUAUUUAGAUAAUUGGUAUUUAUACAUUAUAAAACUAUGCCAGGA
Molecule: messenger RNA, 9332 nt
Organism: Mytilus trossulus (common blue mussel)
Lineage: Eukaryota; Metazoa; Mollusca; Bivalvia; Mytilida; Mytilidae
Product: sortilin-related receptor-like
Exons: 43
Coding region: 75-6689 (2204 amino acids)
Biological process (GO): post-Golgi vesicle-mediated transport
Cellular component (GO): Golgi apparatus; membrane
Molecular function (GO): protein binding
Source: RefSeq, a predicted model, not a curated record